CAAAAAAACAAAACAAAACAAAAAAAGUAACUAUUGUCUUCCAGUUCUCCCAUCAUGGCCACGUUUCACAUCAGCGUGGCCUGUGUGGUAGCUUCACUCCUACAACUGUGUGCACUUUCUGCUUCUGGACAGGGAAUCUUUGGCUUCACAGAAACAGGCGACACAGAAGGUUAUGAGUACUAUUAUGACUACGUCACUGAAAGCCCUGCAGAGGAUUAUUAUUUGAACCUAGAUGAUUGGUUGUAUGGGCUUCUGGACAUUUCAGACGAGUGUGAUCCCAAUCCGUGUUUGAAUGGAGGCGCAUGUAGCAGCUCCACGGACGGUGGCUUCCAGUGUUCAUGCCCUGAGCCUUACACAGGAAAAAAGUGUCAGAAAGUCAAAGAUGUUUGCAAGAAUGUGAAGUGUGGCCACGGGAGCUGUGUCGUCACGUCUGCUGCUCCUUUCUACCAGUGCAAGUGCAAACCUCCAUACAAGCCACCCAACUGCAAGAAAGCUUCUUGCCGACCCAAUCCCUGCCACAACGGAGGUUCGUGCAGGAGGGACUCCGCCCGCUCCUCCUUUCAAUGCUCUUGCCCUGCCGGGUAUAGUGGGAAGUUCUGUGAAGUCGGUUCAAACGACUGUUACCAAGGUGACGGAGAGUCUUACCGCGGCAUGGUGAGUGUGACCAUUGAGGGGGAAGAGUGUCUGGACUGGAAUUCGUAUUUCGUCCUGCAGAAAGGGGGAGAUCCGUUCAAAGAGUACGAAGGCUUCGACGGGAUUGGACCCCACAGCUACUGCAGGAACCCCGAUGGAGAUGAUCAGCCCUGGUGCUUUAUUAAGAAAAACGGCAGACUGAAGUGGAACUACUGUAAAAUUAGAAAAUGUUCUGAGGCUCCAGGAAUCGCGCCGACAGAUCCGGCUCCAGCUCCAGCUCCAGUCGGGCCCGACGUCUCCACGGCCUGGUUCUCCCAGUGUGGGAGGCCGCAGCCUGGACGCUCAUCCAGGAUCUUCGGGGGCAAAAAGUCUCUUCCUGGAGCUCAUCCUUGGCAGGUUUCCUUGCAGACCAGAGACCAGAGAGGCUUGGGACGCUUCAACCACAUCUGUGGAGGCAUCCUCAUCGAGUCCUGCUGGGUACUCACUGCUGCACACUGCAUUAAAAGUGGAGCGGAGAUGCAGGUGGUGCUCGGAGGCGUGGACAUAGAUAGAGAUGAAGUGUAUGAUCAGGUCAUUCCUGUGGAGAAUGCCAUUGUGCACCGGGAAUACAGGCAGACGCCCUUUGCUGUUUACAAUGACGUCGCCUUGCUUAAGCUGAAAUCCACACAGAGACCGUACUGCGCCAAAGAGACUCGCUUUGUGAAGACGGCGUGUCUACCAGACCAGCCUUUCAACAGCGGGACAGAGUGUGUGAUCUCAGGAUGGGGUGUGACGGAAACACAGACUUACGGCACCAACCAGCUGCUGGACGCUCGCGUCCUCCUCAUCUCCCAGGACAAGUGUAAAGCCCCCCACGUUUACGGAAGCUCCCUGGACGACAGCAUGUUCUGCGCGGGCAACAUCAACGGGGGCGUGGACUCCUGUCAGGGCGACUCCGGGGGCCCUCUGGUGUGCGAGCGUAACGGGACCCACUACGUCGUUGGCGUGGUGAGCUGGGGCGACGGCUGCGGGAAGAAAUACAAGCCGGGCGUCUACGCCAACGUCAGGAGAUUUGUGGACUGGAUCGCUCUUCAUUUACGCUCGUGAGAAUGCGUUUCUCACUCUGCGAAGUCCAAGAAUUUUCUUUUGCAAGAGCCAGUUUCAGGGUUUUGGCUCCAUCAGUAGAAUGUGCCCAAGUAAAAUUUACUCAAGUAAUGUACUAAGUUCUUUGCAUACCACAGUCUACCUCUUGCUACACAAUAAAAAAGUUAAAAUACA
This is a messenger RNA of Mugil cephalus (flathead mullet), 1890 nucleotides long. RefSeq names its product hyaluronan-binding protein 2-like. The coding region runs from base 55 to 1719 and encodes 554 amino acids. NCBI's taxonomy places the organism in Eukaryota, Metazoa, Chordata, Actinopteri, Mugiliformes, Mugilidae. The transcript is spliced from 13 exons. The record is from RefSeq and is a predicted model, not a curated record. Gene Ontology annotation, molecular function: calcium ion binding; serine-type endopeptidase activity. Gene Ontology annotation, biological process: proteolysis.